AUGCCAGUUGGUAAUCUGACAGCUGGCAAUUACACAGAAAAGAUGGGGUUAAAAGGAUUGAAACAAUGUGUGAUGGAAUGCUGUCUAACAGAAUCCUGUAAUAUAGUUUUCAUAUAUGAUGCUAGAUGUUUCCAUGUAGAGUGUGUCAGCGACGAGCUGUGUUUGCCGCUGCAGAGGUCUGACACCAGGAAAUGGGAAUCAACAGUCUCAAUGAUCCUAGUUAAACCUGUCUUGCCCAAUGAAAAUUGGUCAGAUAUCCUAGACCAAUCCAAUUACAGACAAGUUAACAACAAUUUUUCACCUGAAGAAGAAUCUAUGUAUUCCCCAUAUACAAGCCACAGGAAUGAUCUAAUUACUGAUGAUGAUGAAUCAGCAUUUUUAGCCCGUUUCCUGAACAAUCUUCCAAUGGAUGAUGAUGACAGACCUUAUGAUAAGUAUAGAGAUAAUACAGACAGUGAUAUGAUAAUGGAUACAUCCAGAUAUCUAGAAAAAAUACCAUGUGAAGUAUCGGAGGACUGUCCACUGAAUGCUGCUUGUGUACCCUUCAGCAUGAAAAUGCGUAAUGGAAUUUGCAAAUGCAUUCCUGGGACUGAAGAAAAUGGUCAGGGUGUAUGUGAACCAAUAAGACCUUUUUCGAAAGGGCCAACAAUACAAGUGGACCCAAUAAAAAAACUGGAUGAAGCUGAUGUAAAAAGUGAUGCCUUAAAAACAGAAACAACUUCACAGAAAACUGUACAACCCUUGACAGUUUCAAUAUUAUCUAAACAGGUACAAUUGCCUGAGAAUGAAGUUACGUUAGCAGCAUACACUAUUCCUGAUGAGAAGGCCACAAUGAGUCAUUACAACUAUGCAUGGACUUUAGUAGAUCAGCCAAAAGGCGGUUUCACAGGUAACAUGAAUCAAAAUGGUGCAAAGGUGACAUUGACUGACCUAACGGAAGGCCAGUACAGUUUCAAAGUAACAGUGAACGGUACCAACUCAUAUGGUGAAGGAUACGCCAAUGUGACUGUGUUGCCACCUCAACGAAUCAAUACUCCACCUCAGGUCGUCAUUACCCCACAGACACAGACUGUAAAGCUGCCUAAUACUGUAGCUGUGCUAGACGGCAGUGCCAGUAAGGAUGACGACGCUAUCAUAUCAUGGCACUGGGACUUAACCGUAGGUCCUCUGGGAUACCAGCCACCAUUACAAGAUGGGCCUACCUUAGUACUUAAAGAUCUCAAACAACCUGGCAACUAUACUUUCAAACUGACAGUGGAAGAUUCAGACCACGUGAAAAAUUCGACAACAGCCAAUAUCACCGUACUAAACCAUACAGAUUAUCCUCCAGAAGCUAAUGCAGGUCAGGACGUUAUAAUAUAUUUGCCUAACAAUAACCUGACAUUAAAUGGCAGCCUUUCUACAGACGACCAUGAAAUCACUUCAUGGGAGUGGACGAAAUCAGCCGAAGACGAAAAUAAGGCUGUUGAUAUGCAAAAUACACACUCUCCUUAUUUACAACUGUCAAACCUGUCGGAAGGUGUAUACACGUUCGUGCUAAAAGUGACAGACUCUUCUGGUCAGUCGUCCACAGCGGACGUGCAUGUUUUCGUUAAACCGCCAACCAACACACCUCCUGUGGCCAAUGCUGGACCGGAUGAAUUCAUAUCGCUACCGCAAACAUGGAUCAUCUUGAAUGGUUCAGCAUCGCACGAUGACCAUAGAAUAGUUGCGUACACCUGGCGUUGCCUGUCUGGUCCCACUAACUCUAACAUAAUCAAUUUUAACGAGUCUGUCGCCAACGCAACGGCCCUUACUAAGGGUCAGUAUGUGUUCUCCUUGACUGUCCUCGAUGAUAAUGGUAACUCUGCGUCUGAUAACGUCACCAUCACCGUUACACAAAAUAAAAACAGCCCGCCUAAAGCGGACGCUGGGGGCGACCAAGUGCUAACUCUACCUAUGUCGGUCUUAAUAUUAAAUGGAUCUAAGUCAUCCGAUGACUUCCGCAUCGUGACAUGGAAAUGGACGAGGUCAGGAACGGGCCUUGCUGCUGGACAUGUUAUACUUCAUUCUGACACAAAACCAGUACUUUUGCUAACAAAUAUUGAAGUCGGACGGUAUGUCUUCGAGCUAACCGUGAUAGACGAUCAGGGCGAAUCUGAUCGAGACACAGUGAGCGUACAAAUCAAACCGGAUCCCUUAGAAAUGAAUCUUUUGGAAUUGACUCUCAACAUGCCCGUAACAACGUUCACGCAAGGACAACUGGAUUCUCUUGUACAAAAAAUUACCUUACUACUUAAAGAAGACAUCAGGAUGAAUGUGACCGAAGUCCGUGGACAGUUGGACACGGGGAAUACACAAUUGGUUUUCUUUUUAUCAGAGCAGGGCAAGGCAGUGGAGGGCAUCCGCGCCGUGGGGCUGGUGCGAGGCGCGUCGGGCGCGUGGGCGGCGUGGGGCGGCGCGCGCCUGCGCUCGCUGCGCUGCCUCAGCAAGUGCUCGGGCCGCGGCGUGUGCGAUCACGCCACCCGCACCUGCCGCUGCGACGCCUUCUGGAUGCAGAGCCUGUUCUCGCAGCUCGACCCCGACGCCAUGCCCGAUUGCGACUGGUCGAUAGUGUACGCGAGCCUGGGCGGCGCGGCGGCGCUGUGCGUGGUGUGCGCGUGCUGCUGGGCGAGCGCGCGUGCGCUGCGCCGCGCCUGCGCCCCGCGCAAGCCGCGCGCGCGCCCCAAGUACCGCCUGCUGCCGCUCGCCGACCACGAGGAGAAGCCUUUUACAAGCAAAGACGUGUCAGAAACAGAGACGGACUCUGACGUGUUAUACGAAACCAAAAGCAAGACGACUACGUUCGCGACGCGUGCUAUGAACGGCGAAGCGUCGCAAGGCAACGGAUGGAAGAAAAACGGACACUAUAAGAGUUCACGCAAAGUGAAAACGUAG
This is a messenger RNA of Arctia plantaginis, 2916 nucleotides long. NCBI's taxonomy places the organism in Eukaryota, Metazoa, Arthropoda, Insecta, Lepidoptera, Erebidae. The record is from the annotation of a GenBank genome assembly.